Fraxinus pennsylvanica is the source of this 1434-nucleotide messenger RNA. Lineage: Eukaryota; Viridiplantae; Streptophyta; Magnoliopsida; Lamiales; Oleaceae. The record is from the annotation of a GenBank genome assembly.
AUGUGCAUAACUGGAGAGUGGCCAACGAGGAGAGGGAAGGACGGCAUAGGUUUGCAUAGAGAUGAACUUGAGGCUAGACACGAGGUUACUAGUCAAGUGAAUGGUGAACCCCAUACCUCGAGGAGAACCUCCUUUUCCCACUCCCAUUAUGGCACAUAUUAUGACAAUAAAAAGGGGCCCACGAGGUCUUUUCAGAUGAGAUGCUUUGAAUAUUUGAAAUUGAGACCCAAGACGGUUGCUUUAGAUGUUAUGCAACAGCUUUCUGAGUGCUUAACUUAUUUGUCGGAUUUCAAAUCUACAACAAGAAGAAAGAUGAUGGUGGAUUCUGGAGCAAACGCAAAGGGGGGACCUGUUAUUGACAAUUUACCAGAGAAGGACGAAGAUGGAGGAUAUGCUAGCGGAGGGUGGAAGAGUGAAGAUGGAAGCUUGAGCUGUGGAUAUUCCAGUUUUAGAGGAAAGAGGGCGACUAUGGAGGAUUUUUAUGACAUUAAGACUUCAAAGGUCGAUGGACUAACAGUCUGUCUCUUUGGAAUAUUUGAUGGUCAUGGUGGUUCACGUGCAGCAGAGUAUUUAAAGGAACAUCUCUUUGAGAAUCUCAUGAAACAUCCAGAAUUUAUUACAAACACCAAAUUGGCAAUAAGUGAAACAUAUCAGCAGACUGACAGAGAUUUUUUGGAGUCUGAGAAAGAUACUUUCCGGGAUGAUGGUUCAACAGCUUCAACUGCAGUUCUAGUUGGCAAUCACCUAUAUGUUGCUAAUGUUGGAGAUUCGCGGACGAUAGUAUCAAAGGCAGGCAAAGCAAUUCCACUCUCAGAGGAUCACAAACCAAACAGAAGUGAUGAGCGGAAAAGAAUUGAAAAUGCUGGAGGUGUUGUAAUGUGGGCAGGCACUUGGAGGGUCGGAGGUGUCUUGGCCAUGUCCCGUGCUUUUGGAAACCGCAUGCUGAAGCAGUUUGUCGUGGCUGAACCUGAGAUUCAGGAACAAGAGAUUGACCAAGAGCUUGAACUGCUUGUGCUCGCAAGCGAUGGACUUUGGGAUGUUGUGCCCAAUGAGGAUGCUAUCUCAGUUGCACAAAUAGAAGACGAACCUGAAGCAGCAGCACGGAAGUUGACAGAAACUGCUUUCACCCGUGGUAGUGCUGACAAUAUUACCUGCAUUGUUGUGAAGUUUCACCACAACAAAACAGAACGUGAGGAAACCAAUCAUACUUUCAAAUCAAACACCGAGGAAACCCUGCGAACUUCCAAACCAAACUCUGAGGAAACCCAGCAAACCUCUGAAGGAAACUCAGGGGAAACCACGAAAGAUUGCAAGUCGAAUCCCGAGGAAUCCCAAGAAAAAUUUCUCCCCAUUUCAAUUUGGUGGGAAAAAAACCCCCAAAUUCCACUUCCGGCGGUUCAAAUUAUUAUUUUAAUCGUUGCCAUGCCAAAUUAA